CCCCGGCGCCUGUACGCGUCUCGCGUUCCCGCGGCCCGCGCCACCUCCACGUCAUGUAACUCGUGCCAAAUAGUGUGCCAAACAGUGUGAAUGCAGCAUGGAAGUAUACAUAAUAGUUGGAAUGGCUGUAUUGAUCUACACGUUCGUCACGUUACUCUUGAAUAGUGAGUGCUGGAAUCCCGAGCACCAGAAGUGUCAGUGUGAGGAGUGCAAGAGCCUCUGCAGUGUCAACCGCACCAUCACCCCCUCCGUCAUGUCCGUAUCCUCGCGUAUUGACGUCAUCACGCGUCCGUAAACGUAACUCUCUCACUAUACUGAUGACCUGGUACUUUGAACCUACAUACAAAACAUGAAUUAGUAUAGUUUACCCACAUUAAGUUACCUACCGUGACGUUACAUGAAACACCCUCGAAGUGAAUUUUGUGAAUAAGUGAUUAGUGAGUGAAGCCGGUGCAAUGGUGUGUUAGCUUAGCGGGCAUGGACCCGCUGGCGAGGCUGAUGGAAGGCGCUCCGCUGCCGGGCGUGCUCGGGGCGACCAGGGACGCCCGCCCGCGCGGCGCGCUGGUGCACGCGAGCCUCGCUGCCGCACCCGCCAUAGGCGACAAGAAGGGACGCCACCUCACAGGCACCUUCUGCCUCACAGGUGAUACCAUGGAGGGUAUCAUACAGUGCCUCGUCUUCCUCAAAGCAUUUUCGCUCGUGGGCGGCGAGUUCGACAUGGAGCUGAAUUUCGUGAUACAGGACGCGCAAAAUAUUCAGCACAUGUUGGAACUGCUCGACCACUGCCCACCAAGCUUACAGGCGGAAAUAUGGUCAGUGUUCAUCGCAAUUUUGCGCAAGAGUGUGCGUAACCUUCAAGCCUGUACAGACGUUGGCCUCAUACACCAUGUGCUGCAGAGGCUACCGCGCGCCGAGACAGUCGUCGCUGACCUUCUCAUCGAGAUGCUGGGAGUGCUGGCCAGCUACAGUGUCACAGUCAAGGAGCUCAAACAGCUGUUCAGUGCCAUGAAGGCGGUCAACGGAAAAUGGCCGCGGCAUUCUGCGAAGCUGCUGAACGUGCUCCGGCAGAUGCCGCACCGGAACGGGCCGGACGUGUUCUUCAGCUUCCCCGGACGGAAAGGAUCGGCCGUGGUGCUGCCGCCGCUCGCCAGGUGGCCCUACGAGAACGGAUUCACCUUCACCACGUGGUUUCGGCUGGACCCCAUCAACUCCGUCAACAUUGAAAGAGAAAAGCCAUAUCUAUACUGCUUCAAGACGAGUAAAGGAGUAGGCUACACGGCGCACUUCGUCGGCAACUGCCUGGUUCUCACAUCUAUGAAGGUGCGAGGCAAAGGAUUCCAACAUUGUGUCAAAUAUGAAUUUCAACCAAGAAGAUGGUACGCGAUAGCCGUGGUGUACAUAUACAACAGAUGGACAAAGAGCGAGAUCAAAUGCUUGGUGAACGGACAGCUAGCGUCCAGCACGGAGAUGGCGUGGUUCGUCUCCACUAAUGACCCGUUCGACAAAUGCUACAUCGGCGCGACAGCAGAGCUGGACGAGGAGCGAGUGUUCUGCGGGCAGAUGGCCGCCAUCUAUCUGUUCGGAGAGGCUCUCACCACGCACCAGAUCUGCGCCAUGCACAGGCUGGGGCCCGGGUAUAAGAGUCAAUUCCGUUUCGACAACGAAUGCAACAUCAGUUUGCCGGAGAACCACAAAAGGGUGAGCGAGACGACCGCUCCCAAGCUUGACAGCGCUGAUGUUCCUCCUCCCCCUGAUCCCGAAACUCCCUCCCAAAUCCCUGAGAUUGAGCCGCCGCCUGAUGUAGCUUCUCCCGAGGAAGAUACUAAGCCUGCAGAACCAGAAGAAGCAUGCGUAGUUGUGAAGGAAGACGCGACUCCUCGAGGACGGCGCAUGGCCGACGAGGCGCGCGAAGUGGCCGCCGCGCAUGCCUCCAUGCUCGUAGAUAUUGAAGCAUGCAAGCGUGUCCUCUACGACGGCAAGCUGUCGUCCGCCAUAGUGUUCAUGUACAACCCGGUGGCCACGGACGGCCAGUUGUGUCUGCAGUCAGCUCCUAAAGGAAACGUCUCGUAUUUUGUACAUACGCCACAUGCGCUGAUGCUCCAGGAGGUGAAGGCAGUAGUGACACACUCGAUACACAGCGCAUUAAAUUCCAUCGGCGGGGUGCAGGUGCUGUUCCCCCUGUUCGCACAGCUGGACCUCCCGCACGACGCGCCCGCCACAGACCCCAAGAGAGACCCCAUGCUAUGCUCGAAGCUGCUGGGGUUCGUGUGCUCGCUGGUGGAGUCGUGCAGCACGGUGCAGCAGCACAUGCUGCAGUGCCGCGGGUUCCUCGUCAUCUCGCACAUGCUGCAGCGCUGCAGCCGCGACCACCUGACGCCCGACACGCUGGCCUCCUUCCUGCACCUCACCAAGCACCUCGUCACCUGCUGCUCGCCCAACUCCGACCUGCUGCUCAAACAGUCUUUCUGCCAAUCCUUUCUGACGUGGCAGCUGUUGGAUCACAUUCUGUUCAACCCCGCGCUGUGGAUCCACACGCCGGCCGCGGUGCAGGCGCGCCUGUACUGCUACCUGGCCACCGACUUCCUCGCGGACGCGCACAUAUACGGCAGCGUGCGCCGCGUCAGCACCGUGCUGCAGACCGUGCACACGCUCAAGUUCUACUACUGGGUGGUGAACCCGAGAGCCAAGAGCGGCAUCACGCCUAAAGGAUUAGAGGGACCUCGGCCGGCCCACAAGGAUAUCCUCACAAUCAGGGCGUACAUACUAUUGUUCUUGAAACAAUUGAUUAUGAUUGGCAACGGAGUCAAGGAGGAUGAGUUACAGUCGAUACUUAAUUAUCUCACUACUAUGCACGAGGAUGAGAACUUACACGAUGUCUUACAAAUGUUAAUAUCGCUGAUGUCGGAACAUCCCAGCUCAAUGGUGCCCGCGUUCGAUGCCAAGGGUGGAGUUAGGACCAUCUUCAAACUACUUUCAUCGGAAAGUCAACUAAUCAGACUACAGGCGUUGAAACUGCUGGGAUUCUUCCUCAGUAGAAGCACGCACAAACGUAAGUACGACGUGAUGUCCCCGCACAACCUGUACACGCUGCUGGCGACGCGGCUGGGCGCCAGCGGCGAGGGCCUGGCGCUGCCCGUGUACAACGCGCUGUACGAGCUGCUCACGGAGCACGUCGGCCAGCAGAUCCUCUACACCAGCCACCCCGAGCCGCAGCCGCACUUCCGACUCGAGAACCCGAUGAUCCUGAAGGUGGUGGCGACGUUGAUCCGCCAGUCGAAGCAGACGGAGCAGCUGCUGGAGGUGAAGAAGCUGUUCCUGUCCGACAUGACGCUGCUCUGCAGCAACAACCGGGAGAACAGGAGGACCGUGCUGCAGAUGUCUGUCUGGCAGGAGUGGCUAAUAGCGAUGGCGUACAUCCACCCUAAGAACGCGGAGGAGCAGAAGAUAUCGGACAUGGUGUACUCCCUGUUCCGCAUGCUGCUGCAUCACGCCAUCAAGCACGAGUACGGGGGCUGGAGGGUCUGGGUCGAUACCCUCGCCAUCGUGCAUUCCAAGGUAUCGUACGAGGAGUUCAAGCUGCAGUUCGCGCAGAUGUACGAGCACUACGAGCAGCGCCGCGCCGACAACAUCACGGACCCCGCCGAGCGCCAGCAGCGCCCCAUCUCCACCAUCUGCGGCUGGGAGCGCCGCGACGCGCCCCCCGCGCCCGCGCCCCCCGCCACGCAGGCGGUGGCGCCCCCCGCGCCCUCGGCGCACCACCACCACGCCGCGCAGACUGAGAUCGGAGCCGGCCUGUCACUGCGCGAGCUCGACCACUGCCGCUGUAAUGCAGCUGCAGAGGCCGACCGCAGUGGCGCCCUCUACAGCCAAGUGUGUAAAGUACAUAGCCCCAAACGAGAUGCCACCGAAGACUCUGCUGUAGACACCAGAGAAGCUGCCCAUUGUACCAGCAGUGAAGUAGAACAUGCCAUCGACGAAGUAGAAACACCCACAGAUGAUGCAGACCGCGUUGUAUCCCCGUCCGAUGCGUCACCCUCGGAUAAUGAACUGGUGCGGUCCAUCAUAGAUGAUACCAAACUGUUAGAAGAUCCAGAGUCAGGUGUCGGCACGCUGGAGAAGAGUGACGAGCCCCUGACGAGACAAGGCAGCCUAGACUACAUUCCUGUCCGAGACGUGGGAGAUAGUGUUUCUAAAGAUGAUGCCACCGACCGCAGUGAAGGCAUUCCUUCCAGUCUAUCAGUUAGUGAGACUGCUAGUCCAGAACGAGUCGCCGAACUAAACGUCGCCACCGAACGUGAGUCUGAACUGUCAGACCGCUCAGACUUGUACUUAACCCCUAGUGAGGCUACGAGCCCGAAGAAAUCAUUAGAUAAAGCUGACGAUGAUCCAGACGACCCGAAACGGGUCGCUAUCAACAUCGUCAACGAUGUACUGAGCAUCGCGCUCGAAACUGUGAGGCUAAAGACUGACGACGACACGGACUCGGGCGCCAUCUCCGGCGGCCUGCAGUCCGAGGGGAACACGCCCAACGGCCGGGACGACUUCGACCACGACGCCGCGGACGACGCGGACGACAAGCGAGCGGCCGAGACCAUCGCUAAUGAACUAGUUACUGAUUUAAUUUCUUCGGUUGUGACAAAAAGUGAAAAUGUUGAAAUUGCUGAAAGCAGUAGUGAGACUGUUGUGGCGGCUAGUGACAAUGUUGAGCCGGUUAGUGAAGACGUUGAUACGGAUAGUAAAACUGUUGCAGCAGAUAGUGAAACCGUUACUGCGGACGACAACAGUCCGCAGAGGGUCAUUCCCUCGGAUCACCCGCACGAGGGCAACGUUCUUCCUCUAGAUGGUGAAUUUUUAGUCAAUUCUAGAACCGAAGAGGCUGAGAAAUUAGAUGUAGAUAAAAAAGAUGAAGUUACAGAAGAGAACGAGAAAAAUGAAAGCCAAAGAGUCGACGCACCGACAACGGAAGAAGAAGAAGAAGAAAAGACACCAGAGAUACCUCCGAUCUCAACCAUUAGUGAGAGUAUUACCUUAGCGAAUAAAGAGGCAGAGAGUGAAGACGAUAAUCAUGAUAGUGAGAGAGACAAAAGACGCGUCAGUUUGCCUGGCGACGGUGAGAUGAAGCAGGACAGCAACAGAGGAGAAGGUGUGUCCACACAGGGUACCAAUACUUCAGCGUCGCCUAAGAGGCCGCGCAGUGCUUCCACUAGCACGCAAGUGGACUCUAAUCAUUUUGAAACGAAGCGGCCGUCGAAAUGUUCCCGGCCCAUGUUCUCCCCGGGCCCGACGCGGCCUCCCUUCCGCAUCCCGGAGUUCCGCUGGUCCUACAUACACCAGCGACUGCUCUCCGAUGUCCUGUUCUCGCUGGAAACUGAUAUACAAGUGUGGCGAAGUCACUCGACCAAGUCAGUGAUAGACUUCGUGAACAGCAGCGAGAACGCGAUCUUCGUGGUGAACACCGUGCACCUCAUCAGCCAACUGGCAGACAACCUCAUCAUCGCCUGCGGGGGACUGCUACCGCUACUGGCCUCCGCCACCUCGCCCAAUAACGAGUUGGACGUGAUAGAGCCGACGCAGGGCAUGCCGGUGGAGGUGGCGGUGACGUUCCUGCAGCGCCUGGUCAGCAUGGCCGACGUGCUCAUCUUCGCCAGCGCGCUCAACUUCGCCGAGCUCGAGGCCGAGAAGAACAUGUCCAGCGGGGGCAUCCUGCGGCAGUGUCUCCGACUGGUGUGCACGUGCGCCGUGCGCAACUGCCUCGAGUGCAAGGAGCGCGCGCGCUACGCCGCCGCGCGCAGCCAGGCCCGCGCGCCCGACUCGCCCGAGCCCAAGAGUGUGGUGGCGAGUCUAGCGGACGCGUCGAGUCCAGUGAAGGACCCGGAAAGACUUCUACAAGACAUGGAUGUGAAUAGGCUUCGAGCGGUCAUUUAUAGAGACGUGGAGGAGACGAAGCAGGCGCAGUUCCUGUCGCUGGCCAUCGUGUACUUCAUCUCGGUGCUGAUGGUGUCGAAGUACCGCGACAUCCUGGAGCCGCCGGCGCACGCGCCGCCCGACUGCGCGCGCCGCCCGCACCACGCGCACGACCACCACGGGUCGCGGCCGCUGUUCCCGCAGUGGUCGCACCACGUGUACCCGCAGUUCCUGCCCGGUGGGCACCCGGCUCACCGCCACCCCCACUCGCACUGCAAGCUCGAUUGCGGCCAACACGUUAACAAUAAUACGCUCGCACACACACGCAUCGCUAACUACCACCGCGCUCACGCAGAACACAAUGGAGAUGACGUGGAAUACGCCAUGAUUGUGGUCGAUGAAAACAAUUCCACUAUUAACGAUUUGGAUUCUCCCUCAAUGAAGGACACGGAUGCCAAAGAAGAGGGUGUUGCGAAAAUAGAAACGACCACUGACGAACUGAAGCCAAAUACCGGAGAGAAAGCAAAGCCUAGCGAUAAGCCGGAUUUGUCCCCGGCCUCGGAAAAGGAAGAGCCGCUAUUCAAGUCGAGCCUCCGAGUCAAACCUCAGCCCAAACCCAAGCCUCCGCCCGCGAGGUCCAAAACAUUGUCUGGGAUAACGGUGUCGGUGGUCAAUUUGAGCGUGGACUCCAUCGAGGACGCCGGCUCCUUCCACCUGAACUCCAACGAGACCACUAACAAUGACCCUGAGACCUCCAGCGAGAUCGCACUUGAUGAUAACAAGCACCCGGUGAGCAACGACGAGUCGUGGACCGAUGUGAACCUGAACGAGGACGGCGAGCGAGGACCCGCCACCAUCACCGGCAGGACGAGAGACCACGAGGGCAACAUACAUGAAGACAUAGACAAGCAGAUCCACAUGCGUAACUCGGAGUCGCACCACCACCUCACGCAGAGACACCAGAACAGGAACCUGCAGGCCGCGCAGAGGCAUCUGCAUCCCGACAACGAGACGCUAGCCGGUCUGAGCGCAAUGAACAGCACGAUGUCGGCGGACGGCGUGUCGCGCGAGGCCUCGCUCACCCACAAGUUGGAGACGGCGCUGGGCCCCGUGUGCCCGCUGCUGCGCGAGAUCAUGCUGGACUUCGCGCCCUUCCUCUCCAAGACCCUCGUCGGCAGCCACGGGCAGGAACUGCUCAUGGAGGGUAAAGGUCUACAAACCUUCAAAUCCAGCACAUCAGUGGUAGAACUGGUGAUGCUGCUUUGCUCCCAGGAGUGGCAGAACUCGCUGCAGAAGCACGCGGGACUGGCCUUCAUCGAGCUGAUCAAUGAGGGUCGGCUGCUGUCGCAUGCCAUGAGGGACCACAUCGUACGAGUGGCCAACGAAGCAGAGUUUAUACUGAACAGGAUGAGAGCUGAUGAUGUGCUCAAACAUGCUGACUUUGAAUGUCUGUGCGCGACGAGUAGCGGCGAGCGCGCGGAGGAGGAGCGCACGUGCGAGCGGCUCAUCGGUGCCGCGCGCCGCCGCGACCACGCCGCCGCCGCCAGGCUGCUCGACAAACUCCGGCACGCCGCCGGACAUGCUGCGCAGCCUGGCAGCGGCAGUCAGUUCUGGAAGCUGGACUCGUGGGAGGACGACGCGCGCCGGCGGCGCCGCCUGGUGCCGGACGCGCGCGGCCGCCGCCACGCCGCCGCCGCGCUCGCCCGCCCGCACCCCGCCACGCACCACCACGACGCCAUACUACAGGCUACAGAAGAGCUACACUCCCGCAUCGCAGCGGGCGGCGCGGGUCGCGGCGCGCAGCUGCCUACUACUGCCGCCGCGGAGCUGCUCGACGAUGCUGAGCUCCUGGUAGACGACAGGGAAAUUGAUGCCGACCUUACUGGUCCAGUGAACAUCAGCACGAAGGCGCGGCUGGUGGCGCCCGGGCUGGUGGCGCCGGGCACGGUGUCGCUCACCUCCACCGAGCUGUACUUCGAGGUGGACGAGGAGGACCCCGAGUACAAGAAGAUCGACCCAGAGGUGUUGAAAUACUGCGAGCACCUGCACGGCAAAUGGUACUUCAGCGAGAUCAGAGCGAUAUUCUCCAGGAGAUACCUGCUGCAGAAUGUUGCCAUCGAGAUGUUCCUGGCCAGCAGGAAUUUUUAUAAUGUUUCAGCUUCCAUAUUCUUCGCAUUCCCCGACCAGGCCACGGUUAAGAAGGUGAUCAAGGCGCUGCCGAGAGUCGGCGUUGGCAUCAAGUAUGGAAUACCGCAGUCCCGACGUGCAUCAAUGAUGUCGCCCCGGCAACUCAUGCGCAACUCCAACAUGACACAGAAGUGGCAACGUCGCGAGAUCUCCAACUUCGAGUACCUCAUGUUCCUGAACACCAUCGCAGGUCGCACAUACAACGACUUGAAUCAAUACCCAGUCUUCCCAUGGAUUCUCACAAACUACGAGAGCGAAGAGUUGGACCUGAGCCAGCCCUCCAACUACAGGGAUCUUUCCAAGCCCAUCGGUGCGUUGAACCCGAGUAGGCGCGCGUACUUCGAGGAGCGUUAUAACACGUGGGAGCAUGAGUCCACGCCUCCCUUCCACUACGGCACGCAUUAUUCUACUGCAGCAUUUGUACUCAACUGGCUAGUUCGCAUUGAGCCGAUGACGACCAUGUUCCUUGCGCUUCAAGGUGGCAAGUUCGACCACCCCAACAGACUGUUCUCAUCCAUUGCUAUGUCAUGGAAGAAUUGCCAACGAGACACCUCUGAUGUGAAGGAACUGAUACCUGAGCUGUUCUUCCUCCCGGAGAUGCUUGUGAACAGUUCAGGCUUCAGACUGGGCAUCCCAGAGUCUCCCUCGGGAGACGUCAUCCUUCCGCCAUGGGCGUCUUCUGCUGAAGAGUUCGUCCGUAUCAACCGAAUGGCACUGGAAUCUGAAUUCGUCAGCUGUCAGCUACACCAAUGGAUAGACUUAAUAUUUGGAUACAAGCAGAGAGGUCCCGAAGCGGUGCGUGCGACGAACGUAUUCUACUACUUGACCUACGAAGGCGGGGUGCGACUCGACCAGAUUACGGAGCCCGUGACUCGAGCAGCUAUUGAGGAUCAGAUCCGAAGUUUCGGUCAGACUCCUGCGCAGCUCCUGAGCGAGCCCCACCCUCCCCGCGCGUCCACGAUGCACCUCGCGCCACUGAUGUUCGCUGCCGCCCCCGAUGACGUGUGCUUGAGACUGAAACUACCCUCCAACGCGGCUGUAGUCCACGUGUCUGCCAAUACUUAUCCACAAUUGACUAUGCCUGCUGUUGUUACCGUGAGCGCCGCGCGUGCGUUCGCGGCGCACCGCUGGGCGGGCGGCGGGUGUGCGCACGCGCCGCACGGGCCGCACGCGCCCAGACACCAGACCGACCACAACCACCAUCCACACCAUCCGCUACUCAUGGACCCCGUCUGGGCCGCGGGCGGUGCUCAGGCCCUGGCUCGACGUCAGUUGGGCGACAACUUCUCCCAGCGAGUGCGCGCGCGCAGCAAUUGUUUCGUCACCACCGUGGACUCGCGGUUCCUCAUCGCAGCCGGAUUCUGGGACAAUAGCUUCAGAGUCUUCAGCACAGAAACCGCUAAAAUAGUACAAAUAAUCUUCGGUCACUACGGCGUGGUGACGUGCGUGUGUCGCUCGGAGUGCAACAUCACCUCCGACUGCUACAUCGCGUCCGGAUCCGAAGACUGCACCGUACUGCUGUGGCAUUGGUCUGCUCGUCACGGUGGUAUUGUGGGCGAAGGAGAAACUCCCGCGCCCCGAGUCACGCUCACGGGACACGACGCGCCCAUCAACGGAGUACUUGUGUCAGCUGAACUCGGCUUGGUCAUAUCUUCGUCAGUCAACGGGCCAGUACUGAUCCAUACGACAUUCGGCGAAGUGCUCCGCGCGCUAUCAGCCCCGGACGGCGUGUGCUCCCCGCAGCAGUUGGCGCUGAGCCGCGAGGGAGUCGUCGUCGUGGCCUACGCGCGCGGACACCUCGCCGCCUUCACGCUCAACGGACGCAGGCUGCGGCACGAGACGCAUAACGACAACUUCCAGUGCCUGGUCCUGUCCCGGUGCGGCGAGUACCUGGUGUGCGGCGGGGACGCGGGCGUGGUGGAGGUGUGGCGCGCCUUCACGCUGGCGCCGCUCUACGCCUUCCCGCCCGCCGGCGCGCCCGUCUGCUCGCUCGCGCUCUCGCAUGACCAGAAGUUCCUGUUAGCUGGUCUCGAGAACGGUUCCCUGGUUGUAUUCCACAUAGACUUCAACAGAUGGCACCACGAGUACCAACAACGGUACUGAGCCUGGCGGUACCUUAGUUAUUAUUAAUAAACGUAAAUCAAUUACCGGCCCGACGCACUGGCAACACCCGGCCAUAUUGUCAAUUACCGCGUCAGGUGUUGCCAGUCUGUUGUUGGCUUUACCAUUCGUAUAUAAGUGACGGCGAUAUAUUACGUUGAGAGUACACGAUAGAAAGACGUAACGGCUGCUAGUACUAUUAACACACGUUCACUGUUCUUUACAAUUUACGCGAUAAAACGUCAGAUACCACGAUAUCUGAGAUGUUCAACUUUAAAUCAUGUACAUCCAUUGAAGUACUUAUUAAAAUUAGUUAUGUAAAUUAAUGAAGUGUAAAGGAUAGUGAAUUUAAUGUAGUGUGUGGUAAUUUAAAUUGGUUCGCAGCUAAUGGCAGCUAGAGUUUAAACUACCGCACCGGUCAGCAUUUUAAAUAAUUAAAUUAUUGUUCGGUUGUAUUUCGACACACUAAUGCUAUAUUGGAUAAUACAAGUAUUAGGCAACUGGCGAGUAAGUACUUAAUUAAUUUUAAACACAUUGACAUUCCAUUGAUUUAAUUAUGAUUGAUUUAGUAACAAUUAAUUAUACUAAUGAACUUAAAAUAGAAGUACUUAAUGUGGCGACUUCAUAACAUUCCAUGAAAUUUAUACAAUUUACCAAAUUACUAUUGUAAUAAGAUCUUUUUUGUUAAGAUUUGUUUCUAAGGUGAAAUAUUAAUGUAGUUGUAACUAAUUAUACUUUAUUGGUACUGAAUCAAUUGUUAUUUAUUUAAGUAAAUGAAGUCGUAGCAUUGUAUUACAAGAUGGAUGUAUCAGUGAUUGACACACUCUGCCACACUGCGGGCUUUUAGUAUCUGUACCAUUAGUGUUGCCAACCUAGAAAUAUAAAAUACUACUAAAGUAGUUUUACUUUCAAUAUGUAGCAGAGUGUUGUUGACUUGAGAUUUGAAGGAAUACGAGUAUUCAAUUCAUUAAAAAAAAGAAUCUUUCCAUUGCUGUGAUCGUAUUUUUUCAAACCAGAAUCCACCUAUAGUAUUCUAUGUAUUAUAAAAAGUUUAUUUUAUCGUAUGAAAGAAUUAGUUUACAGUAAAUUAUUUAUGUAGUGCCAUAGGGUUUUAUUAAUUUAACGCAAUAUUAUAUGUUUAUAAUUUUAUUUACACAAGAUACCAAGAUCUCUUGUUCAAGACGUCCAUUUUAUUAUUUCCAAUCUUUUAUGUAAAUUGAGAUUAUAUUUAAUUGAUUUAUUUAUUGACUUCAAUUGUGCAAUAUUUACUUAUUAUGAAUCACUAGCUACGAAUGAAAUUAAUUAUAUAUUUUUGAUUCAUUUUUAAAUUACACUGUACGAUUUUUUCUUCAGUCAUUCCAGUAUUUUUAAAUAAUUUGGCACAUUCCUAUAUAUCAUUCUUGUGCUAUUUAAAUGGUGGUGGGUAAACAAGUACUUAAUUUUGAAUAUUAUAAAUAAAUAAUUGACGUUGUUGUAAUUAAUUUUUGGUUUUUAUUAAAUGGUUAUAGCGAA
Spodoptera frugiperda (fall armyworm) is the source of this 11703-nucleotide messenger RNA. RefSeq names its product neurobeachin (gene rg). The record is from RefSeq and is a predicted model, not a curated record. Lineage: Eukaryota; Metazoa; Arthropoda; Insecta; Lepidoptera; Noctuidae. The transcript has 56 exons. Gene Ontology annotation, cellular component: membrane; cytosol. Gene Ontology annotation, biological process: intracellular protein localization. Gene Ontology annotation, molecular function: protein kinase binding. The coding region runs from base 478 to 10194 and encodes 3238 amino acids.